Messenger RNA from Dermatophagoides pteronyssinus (European house dust mite), 480 nucleotides. RefSeq names its product tubulin-specific chaperone cofactor E-like protein. The record is from RefSeq and is a predicted model, not a curated record. Lineage: Eukaryota; Metazoa; Arthropoda; Arachnida; Sarcoptiformes; Pyroglyphidae.
AUUCUUUGAACUACAGGAUAUACAUGGUCGUGUUGAACCAUUAGCCGAAGUAAAUUUAUCACCACCUAAAUAUGCAAAUGUACGUGUAAUAUUUAAUGAUCUAAGUAAUGAACAAUUGGAAAAUGAUCAACUAAGCUAUGAAUCAUUAGUGAGACAAUGUAAAGAUUCACGUUCAUUUAAAGUUGAUCUAAAUAAAUCUGUACGAAAUUUUAAAGUGCAAUUAAGCUCAUUAUAUAAUGUAAUACCAACAAAUAUUCGUGUAUUCUAUAUCGAUACUGAAAUGUCCGAAUUAUUAGGCAUCCUGCAUAUUGAAGAGUUACGUUUUGCACAGAAAAAACUUUAUACAUAUAAUGUACAGGAUGGUGAUGAAUUUCUUAUCGAAAUGAAAUGAAAACACAUCAUUCAAAAAUCAAAUCAUUAUCAGUGAAAAAAACAAACAAACAAACAAGUGCAAAAUUUUCAUUUUGUGAAAUGAAUGAU